UUGAAAUUGUUUAAAACAAUGUACAUUAAGGUCAUAUGUGUCUGUGCCCUAAUUGCGGCAGCGGCAGCCCAACACGGACACCACGCGCAUUCCUCGCAGCACAUCUCCAAGCACGAUGAACAUCCUCAGGAGGUGACCAUUAAAGACCACCACGGUCAUGAGAAGCAUGUCGACUAUUAUACUCACCCCAAAUACAAGUUCGAGUAUAAAGUGAACGACGAGCACACGGGCGACCACAAGACCCAGAACGAGCACCGCGAGGGCGACACCGUGCACGGUUUCUAUAGCCUGCACGAGCCCGACGGCUCCGACAGGCACGUGCACUACCACAGCGACCACAAAACCGGGUGA
Molecule: messenger RNA, 351 nt
Organism: Leguminivora glycinivorella
Lineage: Eukaryota; Metazoa; Arthropoda; Insecta; Lepidoptera; Tortricidae
Product: cuticle protein 19-like
Exons: 3
Coding region: 19-351 (110 amino acids)
Cellular component (GO): extracellular matrix
Source: RefSeq, a predicted model, not a curated record